Musa acuminata AAA Group (dessert banana) is the source of this 2466-nucleotide messenger RNA. RefSeq names its product vacuolar protein 8-like. The transcript has a single exon. Bases 547 to 2223 code for a protein of 558 amino acids. Lineage: Eukaryota; Viridiplantae; Streptophyta; Magnoliopsida; Zingiberales; Musaceae. The record is from RefSeq and is a predicted model, not a curated record. Gene Ontology annotation, molecular function: protein binding.
GAAGCUGAACAGUCUACUGAGGUGAGUCUGAGACGUGUCUGUGCUGGCAGCUACUGCACUUGGGAACGAUUCUUCUUCAAAUUUUGAAAUGCUUGGAACAAUCUCUGGCAGCUACUGACUUUGAUUGGUUUUUCUAGUAGCGUUAUAGUUAGUGUCCCUUUAAAGAGAGAUUACAGCAGUGCAAAGUAUAUCUUCGGUCCAAACCCACCAUUAAGUAGAAUUAAUGCAGUCACCUUUUAGUACCUGUUCUUGAUUUGGUUGGUCGGACAUUGUUAUCACCAAACGAACCCCUUAUGAUCUGAGAAUGAUUCUUCAAGCUGCGAAAGCUAUCUGCAUCUUCCUCGCAUUCUAUUAUUUUAUGGCCCUCCACUCUCUCCAGCUUCCGUCUAUCAUCAUGGCCACCCUCCCCCUUUGCCUCAUGAAAACGAUUCCCACCGCUUCUUCUUCUUCUUCUCCUUGUCGUUGAAGUUUCGUCUUUACUGCUUUCUCUUUAACAUUCGUCUCCUUACCAUAGCCGUUUCAGAUCACAGACGCUGCCUGCGAUCCAUGGCCGAAGAAACUGAGCCUAUCUCGGAUGUCAAUUCCGCCAGCCACCUGUUGUCUCAAGCACGGCAGCUCGUCCCUACCGCCGUCGACAAGGCCCGGGCUGCCGCAGGCUUCCCGGCAAGAUGGAAAUACAUAAUCUCCAAACUAGAGCGCGUCUCGCCGUGCCUCUCCGACUUCUCAAUCCACCCCUGCUUCGCCAAGAACGCACUCUGUAAAGAACUGCUGCUGUCCGUGACGAACACCCUCGUGGAAGCCAUCGAGCUCGCCGGCCGCUGCUGCCCCGCGGAGCCGCUUUGCUUGGGCAAGCUCCAGAUGCAGAGCGACCUCGACGCCUUGUCGGGUGAGCUCGACCUCGUUCUGAAUGACUGUGCGUUGCUGGUGAAGACCGGGGUCCUCGGCGAUGCCGCCAUGUCCCCGAUUCUCGCCAACUCGCAGAACGCGACGCCGAUGCACGACAGCGUACACGAAUUACUAGCCCGCUUGCAGAUUGGUCAUGCCGAGGCCAAGCACCGGGCUGUGGACAGACUUCUUGAGGUGAUGAUGGAGGGCGAGAAGGGUGUGCUUGCUGCCUUCGGCCGGAGCAGUAUCGGCGCUCUGAUACGAUUGCUCAGUGCAACCUCCUCGAAGACCAGAGAGAAGACAGCUACAAUGAUUUGCUUGCUCACGGAGUCAGGGAGCUGCGAGAAGCUAUUGGUUUCGGAAGGAGUGCUCCCACCUCUAAUCAGGCUGGCAGAGUCCGGAAGCCUGUUCUGUAGAGAGAAGUCAGUCGUAUCGCUCCAGAGACUAUCCAUGGCCGCCGACACCGCCCGCUCAAUAGUCGGCCACGGAGGUGUACCGGUGCUGAUCGAGAUAUGCCAAACAGGAGACUCGAUUUGCCAAUCAGCGGCCGCAGGGACGCUGAAGAAUCUUUCUGCAGUGCCCGAAGUCAGGCAAACACUGGUGGAGGAGGGCCUCAUUCGAGUCAUGAUCGAUCUCCUCGAUUCUGGAAUCGUUCUCGGCUCCAAAGAGCAUGCCGCAGAGUGCUUGCAGCAUCUCACCGCCAGCAACGACAGCCUGCGGAGGUCAGUAGUCUCCGAGGGGGGAGUGCGCAGCCUCCUGUCUUACCUUGAUGGGCCAUUCCCGCAGGAAUCAGCGGUUGGCGCGUUGAGGAACCUGAUGGGGUCGGUGGCGGCCGACAGCCUCGUUUCGCUGGGCGUCCUCCCUCGCUUGGUCCAUGUACUCAAGGACGGAUCGCUCGGCGCGCAGCAGGCAGCAGCAUCCAUCAUCUGCAGGCUAUCAAACUCAUCCGAGAUGAAGAAGGUAAUCGGCGAGUUCGGUUGUGUGGCCUUGCUCGCGAGGAUGCUUGACGCCAAGACGAACAAGGCCAGAGAGGCCGCUGCGCAGGCCAUUGCGGGCUUAAUGAGCUGUCCUCAGAACAGCAGGGAGCUUAAGAAGGACGAGAAGAGCGUGGCCGAUCUGGUUCGCCUGCUCGAUUCGAAUCCUCACAACACAGCCAAGAAGUAUGCAGUGUCCUGCCUGCUGUCGCUGUCGUCGAGCAAGAGGUGCAAGAAGCUGAUGAACUCCUGCGGCGCCGUUGGGUGCCUCAAGAAGCUUGCCGACAUGGAUGUGACUGGUGCCAAGAAGCUGCUUGAAAGAUUAGAGAAGGGGAAAUUGAAGAACUUGUUCAUCAGAAGAUAGACAUGUUUGCUGAUCUUGUAUAGGAUGCUGCUGUUUCACCGGCUCCCGGAAUCAGAGAGAGCUGAGGCUAUCAAGUAAACGUAGCGCUUGUUUAUCUCCUAAGCUGUAUGUACUAGUGGUGUGUUUGUUCUGGUUCUGAUAGUUUAAUCCAUACUGAGUCGUUUCAGUCUAAAUGAAUUAUCUUGAUGAACUUCCACUGUAAAUUUCAUUGCUAUUCUGACCAGCUUUCCUCUCUUUACUGCA